CCUUGUAUAAUCUCCUAACACAGCAGUUUCGUUGAUUUCCGUUUCGCUUAUUAGGGUUUUCUCCUCUCCAUCUCUUUUUCCUGCGGCGGUGGCGUAGACGACGAUGGCCACGGAAGCGAGAGUAAAUUCCGUUCAAUGCUUCGGCCGAAAAAAGACGGCUGUUGCUGUGACCCACUGCAAGGCAGGCAAGGGUUUGAUCAAGAUUAAUGGCGUCCCGAUCGAGCUCGUGAAGCCGGAGAUCCUCCGCUACAAAGCCUUUGAACCAAUCCUGCUCGCCGGAGUUGAACGAUUUCGGGGAGUCGACAUGAGGAUCCGCGUCCGAGGCGGUGGUAAGACCUCUCAGAUAUACGCCAUCCGCCAGAGCAUCGCCAAGGCUCUCGUUGCUUACUACCAGAAGUAUGUUGACGAGCACUCCAAAAAGGAGGUAAAGGACAUCUUCAUCAGGUACGACCGUACGCUCCUUGUUGCCGAUCCAAGACGCUGCGAGCCCAAGAAGUUUGGUGGUCGCGGUGCUCGUGCAAGAUUCCAGAAAUCUUAUCGUUAGGUCUGCUGUUUGGAUCGGUUGGGAAGGGUAUCGCUCUUCCUUAUUCUCGUUCUUUUGAAGUGGAAUGAUAGGAUCGGAACUUAUUAAAAUGAACUAAGUGUUAUGCUUAUGGAACUCAUAAUUUUGUUCUAGUGCUUGAUGUUACUUUUAAGUUCUACAAGUUUUCUUAUUUCUUGGAUGCUUCUAUCAGUAUGUCUUUAUGAUUGGAAAGCUAAAUGCUUCUUUUUCCUA
This is a messenger RNA of Dendrobium catenatum, 775 nucleotides long. Its product is annotated as 40S ribosomal protein S16. Gene Ontology annotation, biological process: maturation of SSU-rRNA from tricistronic rRNA transcript (SSU-rRNA, 5.8S rRNA, LSU-rRNA); translation. The record is from RefSeq and is a predicted model, not a curated record. The transcript has a single exon. Lineage: Eukaryota; Viridiplantae; Streptophyta; Magnoliopsida; Asparagales; Orchidaceae. Bases 104 to 544 code for a protein of 146 amino acids. Gene Ontology annotation, molecular function: structural constituent of ribosome; RNA binding. Gene Ontology annotation, cellular component: cytosolic small ribosomal subunit; ribosome.